AUGACUACUACCGUCCCAAAGGUUUUCGCAUUCCAUGAAUUUUCUGACGUGGCAGAGGCUGUAGCUGAUUAUGUUGUUUAUGCACAGAAUGGUGCUCUUACCAAGAAACUAAAGGAAAGAAAAUCGUCAGCAGUAAAUUUAUCAAUGGAUGAUAGAGGUCCAUCCUCUGCAGAUAUGCAUCGUAUUUUGUCAAAUAAAAGUAUAUCGUCUAGAGAUAGUAGCAAAAAGAAUAAGAAGGAAAAGGAAAGAAGGUUCAAGAUAGCGUUGUCAGGUGGUUCUUUAAUUCAAGUUUUACAUGAAGGUUUAUUGAAAAGAGAUGAUAUUCAAUGGGGUAAAUGGGAUAUUUAUUUUGCAGAUGAAAGACUAGUUCCUUUUAAAUCUGAUCAAAGUAAUUACGGUCAGUCCAAGAGGAAGAUUUUUGAUCUUAUUGAUACAGAAAAAUAUGGUACCCCAAACAUUUAUCAUAUUGAUGAGUCUUUGAUUGAUGAUCCUCAAGAAUGUGCAGAUAGUUAUGAAAAGGUUCUUAUUAAAGGAUUUGCAGGAAGAGAUUCUGUUAAGCUUCCGAUGUUUGAUUUAUUCUUAUUGGGUUGUGCUCCAGAUGGCCAUAUUGCUUCUUUGUUUCCAAAUUUCCAAGAUAACUUACGUGAAAAACUGGCAUGGGUUGUCCCCGUCGAAAAGGCUCCAAGUGGACCAGAAAAUAGAAUAUCGUUAACUAUCCCAGUGAUUUGUCAUUCCCAUAGAGUCAUUUUCGUCGUAGAAGGUGCUGUUAAGGCACCUGUUAUUAAAACAAUUAUGGAGAGACCUGAGAAAGGUUUACCAAGUAGUAUUGUUAAUGAAGGUGCGGCUGGUCGUGUAUCAUGGUUUGUCGAUGAUGAUGCAUUGACCGAUGUCUUUGUUACGAAAAAGAAAUACAAGUUCCAUAACAAGAUUGAAUUCAAUGAACCAUUUAAAGAGGAAACAUCAGAACAGUAA
This is a messenger RNA of Maudiozyma saulgeensis, 972 nucleotides long. The record is from the annotation of a GenBank genome assembly. NCBI's taxonomy places the organism in Eukaryota, Fungi, Ascomycota, Saccharomycetes, Saccharomycetales, Saccharomycetaceae.